Cynoglossus semilaevis (tongue sole) is the source of this 1453-nucleotide messenger RNA. It is a transcript of the gene cd151, whose product is annotated as CD151 molecule. Gene Ontology annotation, cellular component: plasma membrane. The record is from RefSeq and is a predicted model, not a curated record. Bases 141 to 920 code for a protein of 259 amino acids. Gene Ontology annotation, biological process: cell migration. Lineage: Eukaryota; Metazoa; Chordata; Actinopteri; Pleuronectiformes; Cynoglossidae. The transcript is spliced from 9 exons.
GGUCUGAGUGUCAACUCGUAACUUACACUGCUGCAGCUGACCCUCAAGGACGGAAGCACUUUGACACUGAGGUUACCGGGAGCUGAGAAGACCUUACCCCCGAUAUUCCACAUCCAUCAGGACCCCCACCUCAAAUCAGAAUGGAAAACCGGCGUGUAAAAAAGCAGACCUGUGGGACAAUUUGUCUGAAAUAUCUUCUGUUUUUAUUUAAUAUUCUUUUCUGGCUGGCAGGAGGAGCAGUGCUGGCAGUGGGAGUGUGGACUCUGACAGAAAAAAGUGACUACAUCAGUUUACUGAACUCCAGCUUCUACUCUGCCUCAGCGUACAUCCUGAUAGCUGCCGGAGUCAUAGUCAUAGUGACGGGGAUGAUAGGAUGCUGUGCCACACUGAAGGAGAUGAGGAGUCUUUUGAUUGUGUAUUUGAUCCUGUUGCUCUGUAUUUUCCUACUGGAAAUCGUUGCUGGUCUGCUGGCCUACAUAAAAUACCAAGAGUGUUUUCCUCUCUGCUUCCAGUUGGACGAGGAGCUCAGGCAGAAUCUGAAGGUUAACAUGCAGCAGAAAUAUCAGCAGCCCGGGGAGGAGAGUGUGACACAGGCUGUGGACAGACUACAGCAGGAGUUCAUGUGCUGCGGCAGUAACAACUACACAGACUGGAAAGACAGUGUGUGGAUCCAGAGAGCAGAUAAUGCACGUCUUGUUCCUGACAGCUGCUGUAAAACUCCUGAUGACCUCUGUGGUAUCAGGGACCAUCCAUCCAACAUCUACAAUGUGGAGGGAGGCUGCAUCAUGAAACUGGAGAGUUUUACACUCAGUCAGUUGUAUAUUCUUGGUGCAGUGGGCACUGGGAUUGCAUUUCUUCAGCUGGUCGGAAUGAUGUUCACUUGCUGCCUUCAUCACAGUUUAAAAGAAGAGCCGUACUAAUUUCCCACACACACAUAAUGAAUCACCUGAAAUACUGAACAAUGUUUGACUGAAAAUUAUGAUCGCUCACUCAUUAAACCAUAGUAAUGGAGGCUGUAUUAUCACUCAUCUAUUUUAUCUGACAUCUAGACAUAAUUGAAACUACAUCAAAGCUGCUGGACAGCACUGUACUUUUUCUCUAAACACUCAUUUUUGAAUUAUUUCUACUGAUCAAAACCAAUUUAGAAUACAUUUUAGCCAGUAUACUUUGUUUUAUUAUUUCAUUAAUUUUUCCAUAGAUUUAGUGAACAAAUAUUUAUGUCCAUAAUUCCAAAAUAUUGAACCCAUCAUUUAAAUACAUUGGAAGUGUAUCUCAUAAGUGUGUUUUUCUUUUCAACGUCUCUCUAUUUCAUGCCGUAUACUCAAAUUAUAACUGUAUUAUUGAUAAUUUGUUAUUAUUAAUUCUAUUAUUAUUAUUAAUUGUAUUAUAAUUGUUGCUGUUUAUAAUUGUAGUAGAUGUGUUGCUAACGCUAAUUAAAAAAGUGGUAGUUCUA